CUUCUGGAAAGGUGUCUUCCAUCAACCGAGCUCUACAGCUACGACAUAACUCAAGUUGCGCGCCUCUUGCGACUGAAUUACCGCGGCCUGAACCUGCAUACAGAUAAAGAAUAGCCAAAAUGUCGGCGACACAAAAGAUUGCUGUGCAUUCACUCUCUGAUCUGAAGAACACCACCGACGAUGCACUUCCCAACUACCUACACUCCCUCAAGUUCAAGCAGAUUCACACCCAGACCGACGUCAGGUUAGCGCUCGGCUACAGCGCCGUCAUCAUCGCCGGCGCACUCUUCUACUUCGACUGGAAGUUUGGCUGGGAAGCAUCGAAGCCGUACACUGCGCCCGCAGUAGUCGCCUACUUCCUCCUGAACAGUGCAUUCUCCUGCUGGCUGUGGUUCGUGGAGAAGGGCGUUGUGUAUGAGGGAGAGGGCCAGACAGGCAAGAUACGCAUUUCCUCCUCAACUAAGAAGCACAUCCCUAUCUACGAAUGCGACGUCGUCUUCACACCCACACCGUACACCUCGAACCCAGAGCAGAAGAUCCACAUCCGCGCGCCCAUGACACGGUGGUUCACGUCUGACGGCUACUUCAUCGCAAAGCCGUUGCAGCAGUGGCUUGCGUCUGAGAUCCCAGUCAUUGGCGCCGCAGACCCGAACAACGUUGUGGAAGAUAUUGGGAGGGGAAGUGGGGCGCAGGAGAUGAACCUGAACAGCUCGAAUGCGAUCGAUGUGCUGAACCAGUUGAAGGCUAGCGGGGCGAGCUUUGUUAGUGGAGAAGGGCGGAGGAGGAAGUGAGUGGUGCAGCGAAGAGCUGGGGGUGAGAGUGUGUGUUUGGCAGAGAAAGUGCACAACAGCACUGAGUACGCGCUGGCGUUCUGAGAAAACGGUCGCGUCUUUUGGGCGCCGCAAUAUCUUCGCUGAAAGAGUUCAGCUUCAGCGAGUCGCUGAAGAACUCACAUUAUAAUAUACUGACUAGUUCUCGAGACAGUAGGUCGGUUUCAUAUGGGUUGAAUUUCAAUAUUUGUGGUAUUUGUAAAUGCUAUGAAUGCUAAAGACGCCAACACCUUGCAAUGCAUUUGGCCUUCCA
Molecule: messenger RNA, 1083 nt
Organism: Didymella exigua CBS 183.55
Lineage: Eukaryota; Fungi; Ascomycota; Dothideomycetes; Pleosporales; Didymellaceae
Exons: 3
Coding region: 120-791 (223 amino acids)
Biological process (GO): protein targeting to ER
Cellular component (GO): membrane; signal peptidase complex
Source: RefSeq, a predicted model, not a curated record